This is a messenger RNA of Asterias rubens (European starfish), 2348 nucleotides long. RefSeq names its product cell surface glycoprotein 1-like. The transcript is spliced from 2 exons. NCBI's taxonomy places the organism in Eukaryota, Metazoa, Echinodermata, Asteroidea, Forcipulatida, Asteriidae. The record is from RefSeq and is a predicted model, not a curated record. The coding region runs from base 46 to 1563 and encodes 505 amino acids.
GAGGCAAAGCAGCUAUUAUAUGUUCUUGAUUCUUGUAUUUCAAACAUGGCAGACACCGAGACUGCGCAGGAGACGGUUCCAGACACAACGGUCGCCGUGAAGGGCAGUGAAGCCGAAGAGAACAAUAACUCUGCAGAUGGCCCGGCUGCAGUCGACAAAAAGCCCACUGAUGGCGAGCCCAUAUCAGCAGAGAGUGGGGAAGUGGAGAAACCGGAGGACAGCCAACCAGAACAAGUACCCGAGGGAGAUCAAACAGAUGCACCUCAAGAAGCAGUUGAACCGGAUCAACCUUCAGAACCCGCUGGUGGGGAAGAGCAGACCGUGGACGCACCAAAACCAGAUGAUGAAGAACCUAAAACAGAGGUAGAGCCGACUGCGGAUGGUCCAACAUCUAGUGAAGGUGUUGAAGAAGCAGCUAAAGAGGGUGAAGUACCAGAAGAUGCCCCCCAAGAGGUGGUGGUUGAUAGCCAGGAAACACCCGCACCAUCAGUCGUUAUAGAGGAUGAGAAACCCGAAGAGGAAACUUCGUCGCCUAAGACAGAUGAGGUAGCAGUGGAUGAAGUAGCCGAUGAACUCAUACCAGAGAAAGUUCAUAAAACUGAAAAUCCUGUUCUUGAGGAACCCAGGCCAGAGAAAGUUCCAGAAACAGAGAAUGUUGUUCUUGAGGAGCCCACGCCAGAGAGAGCCGCUGAUGAAAUCGAUGGCGAUGCCACCGAAUCAGAAAAACAAAUUGAGCAGCCACAGGAGGACCAAUCAAACAUUCAUGAAAAUGAAGAUAAACCAGAGGACUCAAAUGUUGAGGACACAAACAAAGAGCUUGAUUUAAAAGAAAAGGAUGACGCCCCCGUAGAUAUUUCUGUGACCGUCGGAGAUGUAGCGACAGCCGAUAUCCAUGCAGCAGCCCCAGAAGAUAUAGAUGAAAGUAAACCGGUAGAGCCUGAACCACAAGAACCUCCCCAAGAAACUACCACCGAAGAGGCGCAGCCUACAACAAGGGCAGAAGAAGGGGAAACUUCUGGAGAAAAUGUCCAUGAAAUCGGUGCAUUCGAGGAAAAAUACAGCGCUGCUCAGCGUGACAUUCAGGAACUGAGGGCCUUGAACGUUGAGAUACAGCAAAGGCUGGAUAAAUCAGAAGCAGAGUCAAAAGAUAGGAAACGACAAUCAAGUGUCGAUAAUAAAGAAGGCAUGAAAGUCCAGUCAGACUACCUGGCAAGGGAGCUCUCCCAACAGCAAGACACAGAAAAGUACCUCCGGGAGAAACUGGCCGAGACGUUGGAAGAGAAGGAGGAGAGUGAACGCAAGUGUAAGGACUUACAGUUGAGGCUCAAGCGCUUCGCCAAAGACGACCAGGCCAAGGACGAGCGGAUGAAAAAAUUGGAGAGCGAUCUGCGCGAUAUUUCACAGGAAGUUCAGACGCUCGAGGAACAUUUCGACGAGGAGACACUGAAGACGAUCAGGGAGUCAAAGGGUACGAACGCCACCAACGGCCAGACAACGACAGCAAGGACGCAGCAGAAACAAGAGACCCCUGUCCCACAGUCAAAGACAUGUACUAUUCUGUGAUCUCGUUAUUAGUUUUAUUUCUAAUGACUUGAUGCCCUUUCAUAAAUUGUGUGAUUAUGGUUGUUUUUGCAACAUCCUUGGGCCAAGUUUGGAUGGCGACAAUUUUGUCAACCACUAGUCAUAUUCCGUAUGGUUAUUCCAUUAUGUUUACCUACGCAUUGAAAACGUCCUGGGUACCAGGCAAAAUCGACCAAUGGUUGACUUUAUUCCGUCACUCGAACUUGCCCCGUGUGCAAGGCUGUAUGCGCUUCGUUUUUGACAGGGCAAGGACACCAAGGGCAUUUUCUCCUUGGAAAUGGCACCAAGGCCAUGGCCAGGGGGGACAGAGGUUGUCGCCUCCGCCUGUGUUAAGGAUCGGGCAUGCUUGUGUUACGUUGUCUGUAGGGUUAAGAGGGUUUGUUUUGCAUUUUUGUUCACGAUAGUGUGAUGUUAACAUGUUCAGGUAUUGGGUAAUUUAGACAAUAUCGUAUUUUAUUAUUUGGUUUCAUUUACCAGUGACAUACCGAUUUUGUAAACGCAAAGGGUGAUGGCAUAGUUUGUCCUGCUCCCUAUAAACAAUUACUGUCCCAUGUGGAUUGACACACCCCUGUAGGACGAGUGGCAUGGUCCAGCCUAGGAUAUCAAGGCUGUGGAGCUGACCAGCGUUCACGAUGUGGUCGGUUCAAUUGAAAUAAUGUUUAAACAUAAUAUGAGGGGAAAACUAGCUAGUAGUCUUUUAUUAUUUGAGAGAGAAAUUACCUCUUUCUCAAAAACUACGUUAUUUUAGAGGGAGUCGUUUCUCGCAA